GGCAGUCAAUUUCCGAUGCCAGUCAGUUCGGGGAGUUAUUUACGUCGACUCGGAACCACUGCACUUGUAACUGCACUGAGAAAAACAAGGAAAAGAGUAUCAAAGCUCCGCGUUCCGAAACAUAGUGUUCUUAAAAAUAGAGGAGAUUAAAAAAGCUGCUUGAGCUAUUAAUACUGUGAGAAGUGUCAACAUGUUCCUUGGUGUAGAUCAACUCCGAAAAGAAUAUGACAAGAACUUGCCUAAGCCACCACAACUGCCCCGAGUGAUUCUAAGUGUCGCCGAGGAGAACAGAGAGCCAGCCACCAGAGCAACUUAACGACACCACCGAUCGCAGAAUUUGCACCUGCCCCAGCCGCAAGUAGCGACACCCGCAACCAGCCACCACCUGCAACCACCCACUGGAUGGAUCUGAAGCACAGCGCCAGUGGGGCCGCCGAAAACAGCGAGCACUUCAUAGCCACCAGCAAGUCCACAGACAUGAUAUCGCCCAAGGACAAGGAGGGCAAGGCGGCCAAGGCAGCCGGCGGACAGAAUGCCCCAGCCGAAGGCUACAAAGUCUACGCCCGUCGCUGGGCGGUGCUCAUUCUCUUUGUGUUCUAUUCAUCCUCGAAUGCCAUGCAGUGGAUACAAUACACCAUCAUCAACAACAUAAUAACCCGCUACUACGGCAUCAGCGACAAGUGGGUGGACUGGACGUCCAUGAUUUAUAUGAUCCUCUACAUACCGCUCAUAUUCCCCGGCAGUUGGUUUUUGGAUAAAGUGGGUCUUCGCAUAACCGCCCUGGUUGGCAUCGUGGGCACAUGUGUGGGCGCCUGGAUCAAGGUCUUCUCGGUGGAUCCGUCGCUCUUCUACGUGAGCUUCAUUGGCCAGUCGAUCGUGGCCCUGGCCCAGGUGUGCAUCCUGUCGCUUCCGGCCCGACUGGCUGCAGUUUGGUUUGGUCCCGAUCAGGUGUCCUCGGCCACCAGCGUGGGAGUCUUCGGCAACCAGCUGGGCGUGGCCGUUGGCUUUGUGCUGCCACCCAUGCUGGUGCCAAAUUCCCCGGAUCUGGAGACGGUGGGCAGUGAUCUGCAGAUGAUGUUCUACUACGUGGCCGGUCUCACCAGCGUCCUGCUCAUCCUGAUGGUGCUAUUUUUCCAGGACAAACCGCCCACGCCACCCUCCGCCGCCCAGGAGGCGGCCCAACUUUUGGAGAGCUCCGGGGAAGAGCAAGUCAGCUUCAUGCAGUCGCUGAAGAACCUGAUAACCAACCGAAACUUCAUCUUCCUGCUGCUGUCCUACGGCAUCAACGUGGGCGUCUUCUACGCCAUCUCCACGCUCCUGAAUCCGGUGGUGCUGAAGUAUUAUCCCGGCCACGAGGUGGACGCCGGCCGUAUUGGCCUCAGCAUCGUGCUGGCCGGGAUGCUGGGCUCCGUGGUAUCGGGCAUUGUGCUGGAUAAGACGCACAAGUUCAAGGAAACCACGCUGGCGGUCUACGCGCUCUCCAUGGUGGGCAUGUGGAUCUUCACCUUCACCCUGGACACGGGUCACAUCGCGGUGGUCUAUCUGACGGCUUCGCUGCUGGGCUUCUUCAUGACCGGGUACCUGCCGGUGGGCUUCGAGUUCGGGGCCGAGCUGACGUUCCCGGAGCCCGAGGGCACCUCCUCCGGCCUGCUGAACGCCUCCGCCCAGACCUUCGGCAUCUGCUUCACGCUCUUCUACUCGGAGCUGUUCACCACCUUCGGGGACAUUGCCGCCAACAUAACCAUGGCCGUGAUGCUGAUCGUGGGCACCAUCAUUACGGCCACCACCCAGUCGGAUCUGCGGCGCCAGAACGCCCAGGUGCCCGCCAGCGGGGCUGGCAAUCCGUAGGGAACUCAGGCAGGCCCGGCGACUGUCUUUUAUGUAUAGUAUUCUACGCAUAUCGUUUUACCAUUUAAUUUAUUUAAUUGUUUACUGUACAUUCCGUUGUAGCCUUAAGUGUUGAAUUUUAAAAUGUUCAUUAAAGGUGCAUAGCAACACGCAGAACACGAGCACA
Drosophila biarmipes is the source of this 2014-nucleotide messenger RNA. RefSeq names its product feline leukemia virus subgroup C receptor-related protein 2. Gene Ontology annotation, molecular function: heme transmembrane transporter activity; heme binding. Lineage: Eukaryota; Metazoa; Arthropoda; Insecta; Diptera; Drosophilidae. Gene Ontology annotation, biological process: transmembrane transport; heme export. Bases 403 to 1848 code for a protein of 481 amino acids. The transcript is spliced from 10 exons. Gene Ontology annotation, cellular component: membrane. The record is from RefSeq and is a predicted model, not a curated record.